CACAGGUGGUUCGAUGGCUUCCCAGUUGAUCUUCUGACUAUGUUACUGCGGGGUUUUCGUGUUCCAGACUUGUCUUUCUGCCAUGGAAGUGUAAACAGUGAGACAGACGCCAAAGUUUGAAAAAAUAGUCCAGAUAAGUCAUCGAACUUCAGGUGGAACUGCUGAAAACCAGAAAUGGGGUCAAUCCCGGGCGACAUCAGGAGACUUUUGGAAGACUGUGAGUUGUUUGUAUCCGACAUCCUUCAGGAUGAAAACCUGAGUGAAGACGUCGAGGAGACCCGGCAGGUGUUGCUGAAUAACUUCAGGGUCGUGUACAGCAGGAACCCUCAAGAGUUCCCGUCAAAAUUCGACGACGACGGCUCUGACGACAACCGCAGCUCCAGCCUGGGCCGCUCGGCGCCGUCGGACGACGCCUCGCUGGCCUCGGACUACCAGGACGACGGCGGUCCCGAGUACUUUGGCGACAUCCCUCCAGUGGCAGCGCAGGAUCUGAGCAACAUCAUGAAACAGGGAUACCUGGAAAAGAAGCGAAAAGACCACAGCUUCUUUGGCUCAGAGUGGCAGAAGAGGUGGUGCGUCCUGAAUAACUCCAUAUUCUACUACUUCGGCAGUGAAAAAGACAAACAGCAGAAGGGCUCUUUUCAUAUCAGCGAAUACAGCGUGCAGUUGGUGCCCAACCUGAGAAAAGACUCCAAAAAAGACUCCUGCUUCGAGCUCUACGCUCCGGGACAGCGGCCCUUCCAGUUCGCUGCCAGCAGCCCUCAGGAGGCCCGGGAGUGGGUGAACCAGAUCAGCUUCCUGCUCAGAGAUCUCAGCUCCAACUUCAUCCCUUUCGACGAGGACGAGGAGGAAGAGGAGGAGCCCUACGACGACAUCGAGGGGUUGUCGGGCUCCGCCCCGCCGCUGCCGCCGCAGCCCCAACCGGUGGCCCGGGGCUCCCAGGACCCCGACGUGGACGAGGACGAUGGCGAGGACAUCUACGAGGAGCUGCCAGAGGAUUUUGUGGAGCCGCCGGACGAGAGUGCCGAGAAGAACACCAAGUCAGACUUUGCUAACUACUACCAGUGUUUGUGGGACUGCCAGGCGGACGAGGCCGACGAGCUGGACUUUCACCGAGGAGAUCUCAUCUACAUCAUUAGCAAGGAGUACAACAUCCACGGCUGGUGGGUCGGCGAGCUGAACGGCGCCGUGGGCAUCGUCCCCAAGGACUACCUGCACCCCGCCUACAUCCUCUGAGCUGCGACAGCGCCGCCGCCGCCGCCACAUCCCGCCAUAAAUAUCACACACAGAUGAUCUGACCGGACUGUAAAUGACGCCAUGUAAAUCUGCUGCAGCGCUUUUCCAAAUCCCCGAACCGGCGUGAAGCACCGGGGUCAAUCAGAGGGGGGGGGUCAACCUUUCAGCUGAGUUUUCUGACUUUCUGUUAAAAAAAUCAAAGGUUCUUAUUGAUCAUCCCCCAGAGUGAAGGCUGAUGAAUUAAACAAGGCUGAUGCUUCAGUUUUGAGUCAAAAAUUCCAAAAAAAAAAAUUGAUUUGCAAGAAGCAAUAUUUGUUU
Molecule: messenger RNA, 1554 nt
Organism: Salarias fasciatus (jewelled blenny)
Lineage: Eukaryota; Metazoa; Chordata; Actinopteri; Blenniiformes; Blenniidae
Gene: skap1
Product: src kinase associated phosphoprotein 1
Exons: 13
Coding region: 175-1236 (353 amino acids)
Cellular component (GO): plasma membrane; cytoplasm
Molecular function (GO): protein binding
Source: RefSeq, a predicted model, not a curated record